GAUCCCCGCCUUGACUUUAAGACAGACCUCGCUGAACGAGGUGGCGCCGGCCAGGCGCGCGGCCAGGGUGCCCGCUCCCGGGGCUGUCUGCAGGGUGGGGCCGCGCUGGCGGCCGCUCCCUCCCGCGCCUUCCCCAUCCCCAAAGAGGAUCCCCCUCCUUCCGCCCGGCCCGCUCCCCACCCUCGCCGCGGCGCCGCCUUCCUCGCCGCCCGCCGGCGCUGGCCCAGAAGCUCGCGCCAGCCAGCGAGCGAGGGGAGCGCUCUGGGAUGGGACUUGGAGGCGGCGGCGAAGGAGGAGACAGCGGCUGCGGCUUGGGCUUCCUCCUCCGCUCCCACGAGCGAGCCCUGAGGAGAGCCGCGGUUCUCGGAGCGGACCGGAGGCCAAAGGAGGACCCGGGGGGCUGCGCCUCCGUCUCGCUGGGCGGCCGCAGCUGCAGCCUUGCCCUUCUUCCUCCCCUUGAAGAUGGAAAAGAUGCUGGUGGGCUGCUUUCUGCUUUUCCUGGGACAGAUCUUCCUCCUGCCUACUGAAGCCAGGGAGCGAAGACCUAUCUCUAGAGGGAGACAUGCUCGGACCCACCCCCAGAUGGCUCUUGUGGAGAGCUCCUGUGAGAAUAAGCGUGCAGACCUGGUCUUCAUCAUUGACAGCUCCCGCAGCGUCAACACCCACGACUAUGCGAAGGUCAAGGAGUUCAUUGUGAACAUCUUACAGUUCUUGGACAUUGGCCCUGAUGUCACCCGAGUGGGUCUGCUGCAAUAUGGCAGCACCAUCAAGAAUGAGUUCUCCCUCAAAACCUUCAAGAGGAAGUCCGAGGUGGAGCGUGCUGUCAAGAGGAUGAGGCAUCUGUCCACAGGCACCAUGACAGGACUGGCCAUCCAGUAUGCCCUGAACAUUGCAUUCUCAGAAGCAGAAGGGGCCCGACCACUGAGGGAGAAUGUGCCUCGGGUCAUAAUGAUCGUGACGGAUGGGAGACCCCAGGACUCGGUCGCCAAGGUGGCUGCAAAGGCGCGGGACACAGGCAUCCUGAUCUUCGCCAUCGGCGUGGGCCAGGUGGACCUCAACACCCUGAAGGCCAUUGGGAGUGAGCCCCAUGAAGACCAUGUCUUCCUGGUGGCCAACUUCAGUCAGAUUGAGUCAUUGACUUCGGUGUUCCAGAACAAGUUGUGCACGGUCCACAUGUGCAGCGUCUCGGCGCAUAACUGUGCCCACUUCUGCAUCAAUACCCCUGGCUCCUACAUCUGCAGGUGCAAACAAGGGUACAUCCUCAACCCCGAUCAGAAGACAUGCAGAAUCCAGGACCUGUGUGCGGUGGAGGACCAUGGCUGCGAGCAACUCUGCGUGAACGUGCUGGGCUCCUUCGUCUGCCAGUGCUACAGCGGCUACACCCUGGCCGAGGACGGGAAAAGCUGUGAGGCUGUGGACUACUGUGCCUUAGAAAACCAUGGGUGUGAGCAUGAGUGUGUAAAUGCUGACAACUCCUACUUCUGCCAGUGUCCUAAAGGAUUUGCUCUUAAUCCCGAUAAGAAGACAUGCACAAAGAUAGACUUCUGUGCCUCACCUAAUCAUGGAUGUCAACACGAGUGUGUUAAUACAGGUGAUUCCUAUUCCUGCCGCUGCUUGAAAGGCUUUACUCUGAAUCCAGAUAAGAAAACCUGCAAAAGGAUCAACUACUGUGCGCUGAACAAGCCAGGCUGUGAGCACGAGUGUGUCAACACAGAGGAGGGUUAUUAUUGCCGCUGUCGCCGGGGCUACACCCUGGACCCUGAUGGCAAGACGUGUAGCCGGGUGGAUCACUGCGCGGAGCAGGAGCACGGCUGUGAGCAGCUGUGCCUCAACACCGAGGAGUCCUUCGUCUGCCAGUGCUCUGAAGGCUUCCUCAUCAACGACGACCUCAAGACCUGCUCCCGGGUGGACUAUUGCUUGCUGAGCGACCAUGGCUGCGAAUACUCCUGCGUCAAUACCGACCGAUCCUUCGCCUGUCAGUGUCCCGAGGGACACGCACUCCGCAGCGAUGGGAAGACCUGUGCCAAAUUGGACUCUUGUGCUUUGGGGAAUCACGGCUGUGAGCAUUCGUGUGUAAGCAAUGAAGACUGUUUUGUUUGCCGAUGCUUUGAGGGGUAUAUACUCCGUGAAGAUGGGAAAACCUGCAGAAGGAAAGAUGUCUGCCAAGCAGUAGACCAUGACUGUGAACACAUAUGUGUGAGCAGCGAUGAGUCGUACAUCUGCAAGUGCUUGGAGGGAUUCCAGCUCGCUGAGGAUGGGAAACAUUGUCGAAGAAAGGAUGUCUGCAAAUCUACCCACCAUGGCUGUGAACACAUUUGUAUUAAUCAUGGCGAUUCCUACACCUGCAAAUGCUCAGCGGGAUUUGUUCUAGCUGAAGACAGAAGACGGUGCAAGAGAUGCACCGAAGGCCCAAUUGAUUUGGUCUUUGUGAUCGAUGGAUCCAAGAGCCUCGGGGAAGAGAAUUUUGAGAUUGUGAAGCAGUUUGUCACUGGAAUUAUAAAUUCCUUAGAAGUUUCCCCCAAAGCCGCUCGAGUGGGACUGCUUCAAUACUCCACACAGGUCCGCACAGAGUUUACCCUGAAAAACUUCAGCUCAGCCAAAGACAUGAAAAAAGCCGUGGCCCACAUGAAGUACAUGGGCAAGGGCUCUAUGACUGGCCUAGCCCUGAAGCACAUGUUCGAGAGAAGUUUUACCCAAGGAGAAGGGGCCAGGCCUCUCUCCGCACGGGUGCCGAGAGUGGCCAUCGUGUUCACAGACGGACGGGCUCAGGAUGACGUCUCCGAAUGGGCCGGGAAAGCCAAAGCCAAUGGUGUAACUAUGUAUGCUGUUGGGGUAGGGAAAGCCAUUGAGGAAGAACUGCAAGAGAUUGCCUCCGAGCCUACGAACAGGCAUCUCUUCUAUGCUGAAGACUUCAGCACAAUGGCCGAGAUAAGCGAAAAGCUGAAGAAAGGCAUAUGUGAAGCUCUGGAAGACUCAGGUGGAAGUCAGGAUUCCCCAGCCAGGGAACUGCCAAAGAGGGUCCAUCAGCCAACAGUGCAACACAGAUAUCUAUUUGAAGACGACAAACUUUCACGGUCCACACAAAAACUUUUCCAUUCAACACAAUCUUCAGGAAGUCCUUUGGAAGAAAAACAUGAUCAAUGCAAAUGUGAAAACCUUAUAAUGUUCCAGAAUCUUGCAAAUGAAGAAGUAAGAAAAUUAACACAGCGCUUAGAAGAAAUGACACAGAGAAUGGAAGCCCUGGAAAAUCGCCUGAGAUACAGAUGAAGAUCAAGACGCUCUACAUGUGCCCACGUCUGGAUACAUGUCACUGUGUCCAGGAUUACAGUGAAAGCAGUUCAGGGCCCCAAAGUUCAAGUUAUUAUUGAUUCUGUAAAGUAAAACAUAACAAGUACUAAGAAAGCUGGUUUGCAAUAGGAAGGGCCAAAGUAAGCAUUAACUUGUACAAAUUUGAGAAAAAAUCCUGAAUCCUAGAAUGUUUACCAAGAGAAUAAGCUAUGCAAGGUAUUGUGACAUACUGUGGACAGGAUUUGCUUUUGUCUCCUGCCUUAGAGUUGUGAUCUUAUUUGACUAUAAAAUGAAAGUUUGCAGUCUUACUUCUCUAGAACUACUGGCCAUGGGAAAGCUAUUUUUUGUAUAUGUAUAUGGAUGUAUGCAUAAAAUCAUAGGAUAGAUGUACUUGUAUAACAAUUUGAAUUUUUAUACAGUAUUAAAAUGCACCAUUUCAGAGAACGGUAUCCUAUAUGAAA
Molecule: messenger RNA, 3749 nt
Organism: Condylura cristata (star-nosed mole)
Lineage: Eukaryota; Metazoa; Chordata; Mammalia; Eulipotyphla; Talpidae
Gene: MATN2
Product: matrilin 2
Exons: 19
Coding region: 463-3267 (934 amino acids)
Molecular function (GO): calcium ion binding
Source: RefSeq, a predicted model, not a curated record